AUGGUCGGCUCCGGCAGGACCAACGCGUCCAUACAAGCCUAUCUCACCCCGAUAGCUUCGCCAGUGAAGCCCAGCCCGACACCAACCACAACAGCACCCCUUGGCGAUGGUUUCACGGUAGAAGAAGUGUACGAAGCACUUCGUCCUCGGCCUGCCGAAGCAUGGCAGCCUGCCGAGGACUACGUGGACUGCGAAAUCAGUGACCUCUAUGCCGGACCUCGUGCCGUAAGCUUCAUGGGUAGAGUCGCAAACAUCUACGACUCCGCGAACACGCCGAAGACGCCUCGCUCUGCGAAAGGCUGCAUCAAGCUGUGCGUCAAGGAUAGUCGCAGCGCAAUCACGGUCCGUCUCUGGUACGCAAGUCAAGUUCCUCGGAUUCACCUUGGCAAUGCCGUCUCUAUAUGGACCAACCAUAUCAGCAAUGGGGAGAGUGAUGCAUUGUCGAGUGCGAGCGCACCGCUGUUCGCUUCCAUGUUUCCAGAGCGUGACCGGAACUGCCACAUCAUGAUUCACGAGAAUAGCGACGACGGUCGGUAUCGAACACCAUUGGGCUACACUGAAGGCGUCCCCUUGGACGGACUCAUGACUCUCCAGAACUUCAUCGAUGGCGGGUAUGAUGUUACCGAUGCGAAGAUUCUGGUUGUCGUCAAAUCAAUUGGAUCGAAAAAGAAGAUCACUCGGAAAGACGAGUCGGUAACAGAGAGUAUCAACGUCCAGGUUCACGAUGACACGGCAGAAGCCACGCUCGGCCUUUGGGGCACCGCAGCUUUUUCCCCGUGCGGAUUCAGUGUUGCAAAAGACGCCGGCCGUGCAGAAACAGAAGGGUGGCCUGCACGGCAAAGCUGGCGGGCUGGAGAAACGGUGCUCCUCAUCCAAGCGCCAGGCUGGAAGAUAGGACGAACGACGUAUCUCAACAUGACCGCCGCAACCGUUGUUGACCUUGAUCCCCACAUCCCCGACGCAGACUGGCUUCGAAGCUGGUCUAGAAGACAAACCGUCAGAGAGGCCAUCAAUCCUCCCUUCCCAGCCGACGUGUUUGACCCACACCKGGCGAAAACAGGCCCAGUACGCUGCCUGUUUACCAUUGCGGAGCUGGACGAGUUUGCACGAUGUGCCCCGGGCGAAACUUUUCAAGGGUACCUCAGUCUACUGAUCUUGGAGUUUAGACUACUGGACUGCUACAGACGCAACAUGUUGCUGUCAGGGGAAUGCUGCAGCAUCCCGAUAUAUGCCAAUGCCACGCAAGCGAAAUGCAAAGGUUGUGACAAGGAAAUCCCGCUACGAUUGAGUCCUCGCAUUGUCGGUCAAGUCAUUGAUGAGACGGCGGUCAUUGCCACCGGAAAGCUGCUCUUCUCCGACGAUGCGUGGCGGGAUCUGCUGGGUCGAGGGCCAGAGGACAUUCUGAGGCUCGGCUACGAUGAAGUCAAAUACCUCUCCGAUCGACUACUUUUCAGCAGAAUCACGGUGCUAUUUGGGUGGACUGGAGACGAGAGCAAGGCAGGGGGGAGGAUCUGUGUCUUUGGAAUCCGCAGCUGA
Messenger RNA from Ramularia collo-cygni, 1536 nucleotides. RefSeq lists its product as uncharacterized. The transcript is spliced from 5 exons. The coding region runs from base 1 to 1536 and encodes 511 amino acids. Gene Ontology annotation, molecular function: single-stranded DNA 3'-5' DNA exonuclease activity; single-stranded DNA binding. NCBI's taxonomy places the organism in Eukaryota, Fungi, Ascomycota, Dothideomycetes, Mycosphaerellales, Mycosphaerellaceae. The record is from RefSeq and is a predicted model, not a curated record. Gene Ontology annotation, biological process: resolution of meiotic recombination intermediates.